This is a messenger RNA of Cicer arietinum (chickpea), 692 nucleotides long. Its product is annotated as zinc finger protein ZAT11-like. Lineage: Eukaryota; Viridiplantae; Streptophyta; Magnoliopsida; Fabales; Fabaceae. The record is from RefSeq and is a predicted model, not a curated record. Gene Ontology annotation, biological process: response to stress; response to chitin.
CAUUAUAUCACCCAUCGUAUCUCAUUCUUUAAAAAAAAAUCUUAUUUUUUUUGUCAAUAUUAUUCACAAAUUUUUAAGUGAUUCACAUUUUCUAAAUCCUACAUACUUAGCCAUGAAGAGGCAAAGAGAUAUCGAAGGUUUAGAAAACAUAAAUUUGGCAAAUUGUUUAAUGAUGCUCUCUUAUCCCCCAAAACAACAAAACAAUAAACCAAAGCAAAUAAAAUUUGGGCCUACGGAAUUUGAGUGCAAAACUUGCAACCGAAAAUUCUCAUCUUUUCAAGCACUCGGUGGCCAUAGAGCUAGUCAUAAAAGAUCAAAAUUAGAAGGGUAUGAACUUAUAAAAGCUAAUGCUAUAUCUUUGAGUUUGGGAAAUAAACCAAAAAUGCACGAAUGCUCCAUUUGUGGACAGGAAUUUUCUUUGGGGCAAGCACUUGGUGGACACAUGAGAAGGCAUAAAGCUAUGCUCAUCAACAAACAACUUUCUUCGAUAGAAAAAGUUGAUGUGAAAAUACCAAUUUUGAAGAGAUGGAAUAGCAUGAGGGUUAUGUGCAUGGACUUGAACUUGACACCGUUGGAGAAUGAUUUGAAGUUAUUGUUUGGAAAUAUGGCUCCAAAUCUUGAUGUUUUAGUCUGAUUAAUUCUUUGUAAUUUUGCGUAAAUUCAGUUUGUAAUCACCAAUUUUUUGUAUUUAA